AUCACAAACCAUAAUACUUAGAUUGCUUGAUUAAGCCAUGUAGUUUCCUCAUCUUUCUAAAUUGAUACAUUCAAAUCUCACCCACUCAACCCUCAUUUCCUAAGAACUUUCCGGAACAUUUGAGAUUCACCUGUCACAUUCUCCACUCUCACAAGUCACAUCAUCUCCAUCUUCCUUUUCCUUGAUUCCCUCCAUUUCCUUAAAUCCCCCAAAACCCUCCUUCAAACCUUCACCCAUCAUCAAAAUUCCUUCUUUUCUCUCGCGCAUUUCAUCAAACACUUCAUCUUCAACCUCUCAAACUUCCUCGUCAAUGGCGGACGACGGCGUUGUAGUACUCUACGACGGAACCAUCAUCACCACCGAUCAGCCCACAACUAACCCUAACCCGUAUUCAAUCAAAGUCGGGUUAACCCAGAUUCUCCGUGGUGGUGCAAUCGUCGAAAUAUCCGACCCCACACAAGCCAAAAUCGCCGAAAAUGCCGGCGCAUGUUGCAUUUCUAUCGUCGGAGAUCACGGAAGAAUGUCAAACCCAUCUCUAAUCAAACAAAUAAAACGCACCGUUUCGAUACCCGUAAUCGGAAAAUCUCGGGUCGGCCAUUUCGUCGAAGCCCAGAUCAUCGAAUCAUCAGGAUCCGACUACAUUGACGAAAACGAGGUUUUAUUGAUUGCUGACGAGGACAAUUUCAUCAACAAACACAAUUUUAGGGUUCCAUUUAUUUGUGGGACCCGAAAUUUGGGCGGAGCUUUGAGGAGGAUCCGAGAAGGUGCUGCAAUGAUUCGGACUCAAGGGGAUUUAUCUGGGUCGGGUAAUAUUGCUGAAACAGUUGGUAAUGUUAGGAAGAUAAUGGGUCAUGUGAGAAUGUUGAAUAACAUGGAUGAUGAUGAAGUUUUUACCUUUGCUAAGAAUAUUGGGGCUCCUUAUGAUUUAGUUGCACAAACUAAACAAAUGGGCCGGCUUCCGGUUGUUCAUUUCGCUUCCGGUGGGAUUGUUACUCCUGCUGAUGCUGCAUUGAUGAUGCAAUUGGGUUGUGAUGGUGUUUUUAUUGGGGUUGAGGUUUUUGAUGGCGUUUCGGACCCGUUUAAGCGGGUUCGGGCUAUUGUGGAGGCUGUGAGGAAUUAUAAUGAUCCGGCUGUGUUGGUGGAUGUGUGUACCGGGUUUAGUGAUGCAAUGGCGAGGUUGAAUGUUGAUGAUGAUAACAGGGUGGUUGAAGUUUGAUGGAAUUGAACUAAUGGGAGGUAUGGUUGUUCUCAAAAUACACCAAUAAUCAUAUCGUGUAAGGAUAUGAUAAAUUGAUAAAUCGGGUUGGGUUCAGGUUGGCUUUGUGUUCUCGUAUUGUGUCGUGUAAAGUAAUAACCAACGCUAAAGAACUUCCACAAGAACAUUUUCGGUUAUUUUGAUUUCUUUUUUU
Messenger RNA from Beta vulgaris subsp. vulgaris (sugar beet), 1409 nucleotides. Its product is annotated as pyridoxal 5'-phosphate synthase-like subunit PDX1.2. Gene Ontology annotation, molecular function: amine-lyase activity. Lineage: Eukaryota; Viridiplantae; Streptophyta; Magnoliopsida; Caryophyllales; Amaranthaceae. The record is from RefSeq and is a predicted model, not a curated record. Gene Ontology annotation, biological process: pyridoxine biosynthetic process; amino acid metabolic process; pyridoxal 5'-phosphate biosynthetic process.